Molecule: messenger RNA, 1620 nt
Organism: Phialemonium atrogriseum
Lineage: Eukaryota; Fungi; Ascomycota; Sordariomycetes; Cephalothecales; Cephalothecaceae
Exons: 2
Coding region: 116-1375 (419 amino acids)
Biological process (GO): biotin biosynthetic process
Cellular component (GO): mitochondrion
Molecular function (GO): 2 iron, 2 sulfur cluster binding; biotin synthase activity
Source: RefSeq, a predicted model, not a curated record
CCACAUCGGCGGCACGGACCGUGAGUCAACUGCCCAACAAAAUCAAUCCGUUUACCAAUGCGACAUCUCUUCAAGAAAACAACGCAUAAUUACCUACACAUCACACGGAUUCACCAUGGAGGCCACAGCAAGGGCAGCAGCUGCUGCUACUUCUAGGCUCACUCUCUCCCGUCCAAUCCUUACAGCUGUCGGACGGGCACGCAUGUCAACUGUGAUCGAAUCAGACCGGAGAAUUGGCCAGCUACCAUCGACCCCGCCCCCACCACCAGCUUCCCCUCUUCAUCCACCUCGACAACCUCGACCAGUGCAACAGCAGGAAACGCCCCAGGAUGGCGACCGGCAACAGAAUGCGCGGCGGAUCCUGCGCGAGGCCGCUGAAGCCACUGCCCCGAGGCACAAUUGGACGAGGCAAGAGAUCGCUGCCAUCUACUACCAGCCCCUGCUGGAGCUCACAUACCAAGCCGCUAACGUCCAUCGACGGUUCCACAACCCGGCUGAGGUCCAGCUCUGCACUCUCAUGAACAUCAAAACGGGCGGCUGCACCGAGGACUGUUCCUACUGUGCGCAGUCGACGCGGUACCAGAAGGGCACGGGUGUCGAGGCCCGGCGGGUGGAGACGGUGGAAUCCGUGCUCGCGGCUGCGCGCACGGCCAGGGAGAAGGGCAGCACGCGGUUCUGCAUGGGGGCGGCGUGGCGGGACAUGCGGGGGCGGCGGACGAGCCUGCGCAACGUCAAGGAGAUGGUGACCGGGGUGCGGGCCAUGGGCAUGGAGGUGUGCGUGACGCUGGGCAUGAUCGACGCCGCCCAGGCCCGCGAGCUCAAGGACGCCGGCCUGACGGCCUACAACCACAACGUCGACACGAGCCGCGAGUUCUACCCGUCCGUCAUCUCGACCCGCACCUACGACGAGCGCCUGCAGACGCUGGCCCACGUGCGCGACGCCGGCAUCAACGUCUGCUCGGGCGGCAUCCUGGGGCUCGGCGAGUCUUCCGAGGACCGUAUCGGGCUGCUGUACACCGUCUCGAACCUGCCCUCGCACCCGGAGAGCUUCCCCGUCAACGCGCUCGUGCCCAUCAAGGGGACGCCGCUCGGCGACAGGAAGCCCGUCGAGUUCACGAGCAUGCUGCGCACCAUCGCCGCCGCUCGCCUCGUCAUGCCCGCCACCAUCAUCCGCAUCGCCGCCGGCCGCAAGACCAUGGCCGAGGAGCAGCAGGCCAUGUGCUUCAUGGCCGGCGCCAACGCCAUCUUCACGGGCGAGAAGAUGCUCACCACCGAGUGCAACGGCUGGGACGAGGACGCCGCCCUGUUCGGCCGCUGGGGCUUGGAGCCCAUGAAGAGCUUUGAGAAGUCGCCGCCGUCGGCAGAGGAGGGAUAGAGAGAGUGCGUGCAUGUGUGUGUGUGUGUGUGUGUCUGUGUUUUGCUCUCCCUUGUUGUGUCUACGUGCAAACAUGAAAUGGAUGAGCGAGCGAGCGAGCGAGCCAGUGACUGAAGGCCCCCAGUGAACAUAUAAAAUGAGGAGUCAGCCGUCCAAUUGUUCCUAUCAGCCGCCUCUGAACCCCUUAUUUGUCACUUCGCCAUUUAUGAUCCCGACGACCGUAGCCAAGUAGUAGCCAUACGCUU